AUGUCUCAAGCUUGCACGUUGAAUUUCACUACACAUCCAUACAGACCUUUAGGUGGAUGCCACAGCGUCAAAGAGAGCGUAAGCGACUGGAACAUCUUCCCCCGCACCAGCUGCUGCCAAGAAGCUCUCAUCGUGUACGCGCAAGCAUUAGCUCUCGUCGCAAAAAACAGCUCGUCGGGGACCAUCUUCCUCAGCCAAGAACAGUGGAACGACUGCACUAGUGCACCCUUCCAGCUGCAGCCCAACAUGUCAACCGAAAGCUGUGGCUUCAACAAUUUCUACUAUGGGAGUGGCAAGUGCUCGAUGCUGAAGCUCUCGGACAUCGACCCAAAUGUCACUAGCCAGUGCUCCAGCUUCGUCUCUUACGACGAAGCCUGUGGGAUUUGCAUGAAGAAGAUAUCAACGGCAUUGGAUACGAUGAUGGAAAGUAUGGAUGUGAAGGGGAAUGAUACAGAGAGAGCUACCUGCCUAGUUGGCCUUAUUGUCUCAGUUAUUGCUGGGAAGAAGAGUGAUGCCUCUGAUGAUUUUGAGAGAUGCUUGCCCGCUUUGGCUGGUCCAGCACCUCAUAACUACAUCAAGAUAAGCUAUGGUGUGGCUGAAGCUCUACUAGCAGUGGUUCUGGUCAUGAUUGGCUUAGCUGCAAUUAUAUCGCUGAUAAAAUACGUAACCAAGAAUGAAAAGCAAAAGAAGAGGAAAUCACCAGAAACAAAAGGCGUGGCGGAUUUCACUGGCCUCUACAGGUUCUCAAAGGCGGAGAUUGACAGUGCGAUAAACCACGGAGGCGAGAAGAAGUGCUUAGGAAGAGGCAGUGCAGGCCUGGUAUACAAGGGUGUACUUCCCAGUGGGCAGUUGGUGGCAAUCAAGCAGAUAUACAAGAGCAAUACGUCGGAUUCGUUCACCAGGGAAAUAGAGGGCCUUUCGAGGGUCAGGCAUCCGAAUCUCGUGUGUCUAUUUGGCUGCUGCAUAGAUGAUGGGGAGCAGUACCUCGUGUACGAGUACUGCCCUCACGGGAACCUUGCUCAGCAUCUUCUACGGAAUGAUGGUGUCCUAAUGUGGGAGGACCGAGUGAGAAUCCUGACGGAAUGCGCGUCAGCUCUUAAAUAUCUUCAUCACCACAUGAGUGGAUGCAUCGUUCAUAGAGACAUCAAGCUGACAAACAUUCUUCUCACUCAUGAUAUGCAAGCAAAGCUGUCUGAUUUUGGUCUGGCUAGGUUGAUAGGUAUGGAAGAGAGCAAAGUGUUUACCGAUGUCCGAGGAACGAUAGGAUAUAUGGAUCCUGAAUAUAUGAGCAAUGCCAAACUAACCAGUGCCAGCGACAUCUACAGUUUUGGCAUUGUCAUGCUGCAGCUCUUAUCCGGGCAGAGGGUCAUUGAGCUCGAUCUGGACGCAAGAGACCAGCUCACCAGGAAGGCAAAAGAUGUGAACAUGCAAAAACGGCCACUAGCAGAUUUUCAAGAUCUUAAGAUGAAAGGAAAUAUUGUGACGGUGGAUUUUAAGUCCAUACUGCAAUUAGCAGUGCUCUGUGUGGCAAGUUCCAGCACCGGCCGCCCAAGCAUAGAUGAGGUUGUACAAGAGCUCGAGAAGGCUUUGAAUAACACACGGCUGCAAAUGAGACCAAGGGAGAAGAGUUCAUUUGAAGCAACACCCUCAAAAUCACCAGAAGUGAUUCAUGUGUGA
Salvia hispanica is the source of this 1677-nucleotide messenger RNA. Its product is annotated as putative receptor-like protein kinase At1g11050. Gene Ontology annotation, biological process: protein phosphorylation. The record is from RefSeq and is a predicted model, not a curated record. Gene Ontology annotation, molecular function: protein kinase activity; ATP binding. Lineage: Eukaryota; Viridiplantae; Streptophyta; Magnoliopsida; Lamiales; Lamiaceae.